UGGGGGCGGAAACAGCGCUGUUAUUCAGAAGCCACAUCCUGUUUACGCUCGUAUCUACUGUACUUCAGUGAAAAGGCUCUGGUUGAAGAAGGUGAAGGAGGACCAAGCUGAAAUGCCACCGCCUUCGCUCUAAACACGAUUAACCUGCUGAAAAUAUACGGAACACUUUUCGUGCCCUCAGUUCCUGUCAGCACCAACAACUAUGUCGUGCCGGGACAUCCACGCCACCAACGCUUUUGCCUUCAUCAUUGCCUUCGUGUCUGUGGGAGGGCUUGCUGUGGCAGCGAUAAUCCCACAGUGGCGUAUAACGAGACUUGUCACUUUCAAUCGCAACGCUAAGAAUAUCAGCGUGUAUGAUGGGCUGUGGGCUAAAUGCGUGAAACAGGAUGGCUAUUCAGGAUGCUACUACUAUGAUUCAGAGUGGUACUCUAACGUGGACCAGCUGGAUCUGCGGCUCCUGCAAUUCUGUCUGCCUGCAGGCCUGCUGUUUGGCUCAUUAGCGUUGCUGCUGUGCAUGGCUGGGAUGUGUAAGACCUGUUGCUGCUCAGACAAGCCUGAACCAGACAUAAAAACGAUCAGAUUCCUGGUCAACAGUGCAGGCUGUCACCUGGUGGCCGGGAUGUUCUUGUUCCUGGGUGGAGCUAUCGCCAUCGCACCCUCAGUGUUCUUCCUGUUCCACACUAAGGAGCUGAACAUCAGAUAUGACAACAUUUUCUCUGAUGGGUUUGCUGUAUAUGUAUCAAUAGGCUGCUCUGGAGGACUGAUGCUGGGUGCGCUGCUGAUGUUCAUGUGGUACUGUAUGUGUAAGAAGUUGCCUUCACCCUUCUGGUUGCCCCUGCCCUCCAUGCAAACCUCUUUGUCCACCCAGCCUCUCACUGCUAAUGGAUACCCUCCCUCCCCAGUGUAUGGUCCUCAGCCCUUCCCACCACAGACCUAUCCUCCCACAGUGAUCGACACCCAGCCUUAUGUGCCAUCCCAGGGCUAUGCACAAAGUGUGGUCGCCCCUGCACCAGCACCGUUGUACAUGUCUCAGAUUUCUGCUCCAGAUGGGUAUGGGUCUGAGGUGGGAGUGACCCAGGCCUAUAGCUAUGCUCCCUCACAGAGCUAUGCUCCCUCACAGAGUUAUGCACCCUCGCAAAGCUACGCUCCUUCUCAGGGCUACACAUCCAGCUACGCGGGCCAUCGCUACUCAACCCGCUCACGGAUGUCUGCUAUAGAGAUCGACAUUCCUGUGCUGACACAGGGAGAAUAAGAGAAGAGAGGUUGAAAACCUCAGCACAUUGAAGCCUUUUGUCCUCGAAACUCCAUGAAGUUCACCACUGAUACAACCAAGUUUGAUAGAUGGAAGUAUAGAAUAUGAGAACUAUUUACAGUCUAUAGAGUGAUAGUUUCAAGAAAUCAGACAGUCAGUAUAGGUCUGUAAAUUGCUGAUUAUAGAGAGGCAGUCCAAAAGACCACUGGAGGUACUAUGUGACAGAUGACAUUUUCUUCAAAAAUUAAGAAUACUAAAGCACUGGGGCAAACAACACUGUAAUCAGCUUAGUAUUGUAGAAAGGGAUGAAAAUAAACUUUCACUUGGAGCCCAGAAUACUGAAAGGCACCUCAAGUAGCUAUUUUCAAUAUUUUACUUGAGUAGGAUCACUACGCAAUAGUUCCUUACCUGCUUAAGUGGCCAAUGGACUUACUAGAUAGAAGCAAACAGUCACUAACAUUUGGUAGGUGGCUUUAUAUAAAUUCCCACUCUGACUUUAAAUUAAUGAAGGCUUUAUGUUUACUGCAAAAAUUAGAGCUUUGUGCAAAAUUAUAUUUUUCUACUAUGUUUUUAUCUUGGACACAUAAUUUUCAUAUACAAUUGAUUUGUCCCUGUUGUGUCCACUUUAUGGAGGUUUUCUGUUAUCACUACUGAACAAACACUGACUGUCGUUGACUAAAUUGACAACUACUACCUGACUCACCUGCAUCUUGUAUCUUUUGAAGUCUGUCUGUUUUAACAUGAAUUGUGCCCCGUGAAGAGCAGCUGUUAUAGUUUUUCAUGCACUAAUUAUGUGAAUACUGUGCCAGUUUACAUUGCCUUUGUUCACCAAUUUUGUUUAAAUGUAUGUAUGACCUCUAACAUUAGUUAUCAAUUAUUGCAGCAUGUACCUUUCCUAAGUGUUUAUUUCAAAAAAGAUGACACUAAAUCUGUUAGCUGUGAUAAAUGUAAUGUACAAAUGCAGAUUUUGAUUACUGCGUAGAGUUGCAUUUUUAUUGUGAACUGUAAUGUCAGAAACGGCAGUGACAGGAAUGAGAAUGCUGUUCAUUCGCUCAACAUGUCAGAUUAUGAUCAACUGAGUCAUUGCAAAAAUCAGUUGGGUCACGAGACGAAUGUGGGAAAUGCAAUUUUUUUUUAUUUGUACCAUUAAACUUCUUAAAAACUUAGCUGGAAGU
Molecule: messenger RNA, 2427 nt
Organism: Xiphias gladius (swordfish)
Lineage: Eukaryota; Metazoa; Chordata; Actinopteri; Istiophoriformes; Xiphiidae
Gene: cldn12
Product: claudin 12
Exons: 3
Coding region: 203-1252 (349 amino acids)
Cellular component (GO): plasma membrane
Source: RefSeq, a predicted model, not a curated record